Molecule: messenger RNA, 2721 nt
Organism: Paramecium tetraurelia
Lineage: Eukaryota; Ciliophora; Oligohymenophorea; Peniculida; Parameciidae
Exons: 6
Biological process (GO): snRNA 3'-end processing
Cellular component (GO): integrator complex
Source: RefSeq, a predicted model, not a curated record
AUGAGCAGUCAAGAACAACAUCAACAAGCAAUCAAUGAAAAUGAAAUGGCAUAUGAUUCAAACCAAGCUACAAGCAAGAAAGCUCUUAAGCAAAAGAAACUAGACAUCAAAUAGGAACCAAAAAAGCCGAUUGAUGGAAAACAGUAGUUUGGUGAUAAGUCUAUAUGUCGACUCUGCUAGGUAUCAACAAAGUCUACACUUACUAUUAUUUGCAUUCGUUGUCAUUUCAAAUAUCAUCAGGAAUGCAUACGCAAAUAAAACAAAGAACCUCAAUUUGAAGAUGGAAUAAAAUGGCAUUCAAAGAGAAAGCUCAAGGAAUCGAAACCCUCAAAAAAGAAACAAUGCAACCAGAUACAAGAUUUCUUUUAAAAAACAGUUCAACCCUAGGAAGACAAAAUCAAGAAGCUUACUGAAUUUCAAUUGCUUUAUCCAACCUAUAUACAAUAAGGCAGAGUCAUCUUUCCUAUUUUGGAUGAAUAUUUGACAGCCUACCAAGGAUUGUUUAACAUUGAGCCCAAAAAGAAACCCGCCCUUCACGUUGACCCGGCAAUUCCCUAAGAAAUUUUUGAAGAUGUGCUCAAAAUUUGGGAUGCUUACAAUAAUAUGAACAAAAUUGUAAGUGACAUUCUUCAAGAACAACAGAUAAAAUGUUUAGCAUAAUCGUAGUCAAAUAAUAUUGGCACCUUGAUUCACUUUCAAGAUAAUCAUACAUUAUAUAAUCAAAAAUCAAGAAUAGAAAUCUAUGAUACUCUAUAACAUAAUCCACAAGAAAUAAUCUUAUUUUUUUGUUAUUUCUACUUAAAAUAAAUUAUUGAAGAUUUAGAUAUAGAAUAAAUGCAAAAAUAAUAAUAUAAAAUACCCUAUUGGUAACUAAUGGGAUACAUGUGGUAUACAAAUAGACAGAGGUACUAUCAAUUGUUAAGAGACGAUGUAAAAUCCUUACCAACUAAUAUUUUUAAAUAAGGAAUUCUAUAUCUCCCAGAUUAUUUGAUUGAUUUUGGUGACUAUAAAAAUGUAAACAAACUGGCAAAGUUGGUUAUAGCAUUGGCUGAUGGAAUAGAAUCAUUAAAGAGAACAUAAUUUCUAUACUAAUACAGAACUGAAAACAUACUCUCCAAUAAUAGGAUGAAAACUUAACUAGGAAUGUAGAUCAAGGAGCAAAGAAGUAAAUAGAUGGAAACUAAUAAGGAAAUAAUAGAAUCUGAAGGGAAUUAUCAAAUGGCAAAAUCCAAGUUAUUAGAAGAUGGAUUGAGUAGAGCGGAAACAUAAAAGUUUAUCAAACAAAAGGAGAGUGCACAAAAACAAUGUCAAAAAUUAAAAUAGUAAUUUCAAAAACUAGAAAAGGAAAUAGAUAACCUAACUGAGAGAUAUCAUGAAUAAGAGAAAGAAUUGGCAAUCAUAUAAAUUUCAUCCUUGGUAUUAAAUCCCUCAGUGUUUUUAGGAUAUGAUAGCAGGAAUAGUUCAUACUAUUUCUUUCUUUGGGAAUCAGACAAAAUAUUUGCCUGUAUGAGAAAUUCGAUUAUUGAUGAUGAGGUUUCUUAGUGGGGUUAUUAUGAUUUAAAAGAUGUUAAUGUAUUAAUGGAAGUACUUUGUCAGAAGGGAGUUAAAGAAAAUUCAUUAAGAAAUAACAUUUUGGAAUUACAAAGAGCAAAACUAUUGAUAGUUGAGUAGAAGGAGGAAGAGGAAGAAGAAAAGGAAGAUAAAUUGAAGAACUCAGAGAACAAUAGCGAGUAGGAUGUUGCAUAAAACAAUAGUAGUAGUGCAAAGGAUCAGAAAGUCAAUAGUUUAGAAAACUUAGACAUUGAUAUGUUAAUAUAGGAAUUUUUAGAUAUUGAAAAUAUGUUGACUGAGUAUCUAAAUCAAAGGAACUCAAGAUGGUGCAGCAGUGAAAUUAGAAACUCAUUUUUAAAGAGUUUUUAGAAUGUUAUUUAAAAAAGAAUAGACAAAAAUUAUAAUGAAUACGACCUUGCUCCUUUUUGUAAAGCAAUUGAAUAUUUUGUUGAUAAUACUAUGAUGUAAGAAAAAUUAGAAUUAAGACCGGAUGAGGAAAUAAAUGGAGAUGAAAAACUUUAAUUAAAUAACGAGGAUGAAUCAUAUUAGCAAUAGAAUAGAAGAAGGAAAGUUGUAGAAGAUGACUCAUCGCCUGAAUAACCAAUAUAAACUGCAAUUUAAUAGUUAGAAUAAUUAGAUAUAGGAAAGGUGAGAGUUAGAAAAUUGCCGAUGAAAUUGUUUGGCACGUAUUAUGAAACAUUGAGAUUGAAUUUAAUAGAAUAAUUAAAAUAAGAUUGCAAUCUAGUCAAAUUGAAGAUAUGUUUAGAAGUCCUUGGUUAAAUAGUGUAAGACUACAUAAAUAGAAAAAUUACGCAAUAAAUAGUGACACAAAUACCUGAGAAAAAGAAAGUAGAGGAAGUGCAUAUAAGCAAAUAGGUUUAAAUUGAACCUGCAGUGGUAGAACCUGAAAUUAAAGUGUAAAACUUAAGAUAGAGAGUGAAGACUUAGUCAUAAUCAAUUUAUGUGGAGAGCAAAUGGGAAGAUAGAUGCAACAAAUGUGGGUAAGGUGGCAAAGUCAUUUGUUGUGAUACUUGUCCUAAAGUAUUUCACACUAAGUGUUUAGGACUGAAGGAGGUACCAAAAGGAAAGUGGAAUUGCCUGGUUUGUUUAAGUAAUUUCGAGAGAUAAGUCAAAACCAGAGCAACUAUAAAAAAAUUAGAAAAUAAUUGA